Molecule: messenger RNA, 1570 nt
Organism: Magallana angulata
Lineage: Eukaryota; Metazoa; Mollusca; Bivalvia; Ostreida; Ostreidae
Exons: 2
Coding region: 187-1077 (296 amino acids)
Source: RefSeq, a predicted model, not a curated record
AACAAAUGCACCCUAGUGAAUAUACAGACACUUGCAUUGAAUUUCAUAAUGGCAUUUCUUUCAUUGAGAAAGAAUUUUUCCCUUCACUACAUAAGGUAAAGUGAAAAGAAAUAUUUAUUUUGUGCAGUAUGUUGAAGAAGAGCCUCGUGCCCCGUGUGCUCCCAAGGAACGAGAUAUAACACUACAAUGGACCCAGACAUAUACAAUGCACAGAAUGCUGACCCGGUCGAGGCACCUUCGUUCGACCCUGACAUGCAGAGACGGUCAGACAGACGGGCAGUACGCCCACUGGGCUUGGUCGCCCGGGAGAGUCGGUUAGAACGACACAUGGAGAAAGCGCUCUUUCGAAACCAGGUCAAGCUGUUAAGUGAUCUUAUUCAGGCCAGAAAGACACAAGGCGUUUCUUUUCACGACUUGUCGCCGAGACUCGUAUCUAGUCGCCUUUCACAGCAUUCAGUCACGAUCGCUGAAAAGUACAAAUAUGUAAACAAUGCUUUUCAUGCUCGUUACUUCAAUACCGUCUCUCAGAGUGUACUCAAUAUAGCGGACAGACGGAUGGAGGGAUACAACCUUCGAGUUGUCCCUCCUGCAUGUCACCGCCAGGCGGAAGCCAGAAACAGGAUGAAGUCGGCCCAGUGUGAUGUUUUUGGUCCCAAGUUUUGCUCAGACUGCACUCGCAUCAAGAAAAGGGUAAAAAGCGCCCAGGAUCAGAGGAUGUAUUUUCCGAACAUUUCAAUUCAAUCUAAAGCUAUUGUGGCACCGGAAAGAGUGGAGCGGAUUCUGCGGAGUCGGGAGAGGGACUAUUUCGUGAGUCCGCGCGGCGGUGAUACGACUGUCUACGAUCUGAGCAGUAUAUGUAAGGGUCCCGAUGGAAGCGGGCCACACGUUUUUCCGGAAAGUGAAAUUCUGAACAGAGUGAGAAGUGCCAAAAAAUUGGAAGCUCAAAGGGAGGCGGAAAUAGCCGAAAAAGACACUGCACCUAUAGCGCCACCUAGUAGCAGGAGAAACUCGGUGACUCAGUUACCCCCCUUUCCACAGAACAAUGACAUGCGCGUCACUGUAUCGUUUGCCGUGUGAUACGCAAUUACCCAUCAUGACGAAGUUACUUAAUUGUUGUUAAAAACUUCUCAAAGGAUUAUGAGUGAUGUAUACUUCACGGACAUCUUCUCUCAUUCAUGUUUUCGUUCACAGAUGAGAUUUUUUUUUAUACAAUAUACAAUGUAUACAUGUAAAAACCAAGAUAUAAAAGUAUUAAAAACAUGUUUUUUCUAAAUAUAUUUUUUAUAAACCUGAAAACGUAUACACAAUGCAUAAACUUUUUAAUUUUAGUACAUAUGCACAUUUAGUAGUUUUAAGUAUGCUUAUCUGUGUAUCUGUGCGCGGAAGUCUUAAAUUUUAUUACACGCCUUCACGGGAGCCGACCGUUUUGGUAAACUUUACUUCAGAAUCAUUAGAUUAUGUUGUUUACAAAAUCAUUAAAUAAAGCUUGAUUGUUUGAAUAUUCUCAAUAAAAAUGGGUUGUCAAUUUUAAAGAAUUUUUAUCUAAAUGUCAUAUUAAAACAAACGUUUC